This is a messenger RNA of Hippocampus comes (tiger tail seahorse), 705 nucleotides long. Its product is annotated as Sjoegren syndrome nuclear autoantigen 1-like. Bases 258 to 602 code for a protein of 114 amino acids. The record is from RefSeq and is a predicted model, not a curated record. NCBI's taxonomy places the organism in Eukaryota, Metazoa, Chordata, Actinopteri, Syngnathiformes, Syngnathidae. Gene Ontology annotation, biological process: axon extension. The transcript has 4 exons. Gene Ontology annotation, cellular component: ciliary basal body; centrosome; axon.
ACCACGAAGAAGUAAAAGAGGAAGUGCAGCCACUAAAAAAAUAACAAUACUGUGCAGUACAAAUGCUGGCUGAGCAAAACCUGUUUAAUUUAUAUUUAUAAAAUCAUACAUUUGUCUCAUUGCUUUCCGACGCACUUUGUGGGAAAAAAAAACUCCGCGCGGAAAAUUAUAGGUUUGGCGCACCUCAGCCCCGUGUUUUGAGUUUGUAGUUUACAAGUUUGAGAGAACCUUAACAACGGUUGUCAGCUGACUUCAGCAUGGCUCAACAAGCUGCUGCUUUGCAGACCUACAACAAUGAACUCGUCAAGUGUUUUGAUGACCUGUGCUCCAAGCGAGAAGAAUUGAGCCUUCAGAUCAAGCUGGAGGAGGAAGAAAAGGAACGACUUCAGCAUGACAUCCGAAGCCUCUCGGAGAAGCUGAGCAGAGUUAAUGAAAGCCUGGCACAAAAAAUGGCCGCACACAACACCAUCGACCGCACCAUCGCAGAGACUGAGGCUGCAUACACCAAGAUCUUGGAGAGUUCACAGUCCUUACUGAGUGUCCUGAAGCAGCAAGCGGGAAACUUCAGUAAAACCUCAGAGCCCCGGAGGAAAGAGCACUGAAUUUGUAGAGGAAGUGCUUCGAGAAAGACUGCACAAGGAACUGUUUCAAGAAUUUGGAUUUGAUUUUAAGUUUUUGCACUAAUAAAUGUUAAAUACUGUCCUC